Messenger RNA from Pterocles gutturalis (yellow-throated sandgrouse), 1281 nucleotides. RefSeq lists its product as uncharacterized. Gene Ontology annotation, molecular function: oxidoreductase activity. The transcript has 4 exons. Lineage: Eukaryota; Metazoa; Chordata; Aves; Pterocliformes; Pteroclidae. Gene Ontology annotation, cellular component: endoplasmic reticulum lumen. The record is from RefSeq and is a predicted model, not a curated record. Bases 1 to 414 code for a protein of 137 amino acids.
AUGUACAAGAAGCCUUCGGACAUAGGAUCGCAGGAAGCAAUUAUGUCAGGGUAUGGAGGAGAAACUGUUGGGGCAGUGCUGAAGGUGGAGCAUGUGCAUCACAUCAUGGGUCUGGUAUAUCUGGCAACUCACUGGGCCAUUAGUAUUUUUUUAGCUUGCUUAUACUGUGUAGUGGUUGGUGCAGCAGGCAGAUUAUAUGAUUUUGAUCUGUACUGGGAGCACAGUGGAAGAGCUUUUGUCAGAAGUGAUAAGCCAAAACUCUUCAGGGGCCUGCAAAUCAAGUAUGUGCGUGGUUCUGACCCUGUACUAAAGCUGCUGGACGACAGUGGGAACAUUGCAGAAGAACUGAGCAUCCUCAAGUGGAAUACAGAUAGCGUGGAAGAAUUUCUAAGUGAAAAAUUAGAACGUCUAUAAAUCAUUGCUUUCAGUCCUCUCUCCAUUUAAUGUUUUGUCAUGGUAAUCUUCUCGGAUGUAGUGUGCUACAACUGAAAAAACAUUCCAGCUUCUGUAUGAAUUUGAAAAUAUCUGUUGUGCUGCACUAAACAUCUUGUAAUUAGAAGGGGAAGCUUCAGCACACAUAUCUAACAAGUUGACAAACAGAAUAACUUGUCUUAAUAUAUUUCAGCUCUUACAUUUAUCACUAACAAAAUGCUUUGUUUCAAAGUUAAUUAUGCAAAUAUCAGUUUGUUAUAGUUGGACCUGUUUUUACAAAUGCUCUUAAAACUGAAGAGCUUCCGAUAAUUGAAAUGAUUACCAUGCUUUUUGUCUGCUGCUGUCUGUAAAAGUCAGAACCAAAUGCAAUGUACUAUCUCCCAAAGAAACUUGACUGCUAAUGCCCUCUUCUUUUUUGUAUUUGAACUGUCCUUUUUAUAGAAGCAUUGUUUACAGUGAGUACCUAGUUCACGGGUUUUUAAGCUGAUGGAGGAACUCAUGCUCUGGUACUGUGAAACAUUUAUUAAGUACACUUUAGUGAAGACUACAUAGAAAACCUCCAAGGUAUAUGGAAGUCAGAUGUCAGGUGUGCUUUACGUUAAGUGUUUUACUUCAGAAGACAUGAGAUGUAAGUCUUGAAAACCUUUCCUUCUAACUUUCACAAGUUUAUUGGAAGUCUGUUUAUCAAAGGAAUUUAUAAACUGUUCUUUUAAAAUGUGUAUUUUUCUUUCUCAGUUGAAAUUUAUGUCAACAGUUAAUAUAGACAGUAUGUAUGGUAAUGAGUCAAAUCCAUUAUGACUUGUCAGAUUUUUUCCACUUAGUGUGAAUAAAUAUGGUAAGCAAGAAUAA